Molecule: messenger RNA, 825 nt
Organism: Fraxinus pennsylvanica
Lineage: Eukaryota; Viridiplantae; Streptophyta; Magnoliopsida; Lamiales; Oleaceae
Source: the annotation of a GenBank genome assembly
AUGUGGCAAGUGCCACGAACGGCCGGAGUUUGGAGAAUCGCAGCCAUUGAUGAAGCUGGAGGAUGGAAGGAUCGAACAACAGUUGAGGAUAUGGAUUUGGCUGUCCGAGCUAGUCUUAGAGGAUGGAAGUUUUUGUACCUCGGUUCCCUCAUGGUGAAAAACGAAUUGCCAAGCACAUUCAAGGCAUAUCGCUAUCAACAACAUCGUUGGUCAUGUGGACCUGCCAAUCUUUUCAGAAAAAUGUUUAUGGAGAUUGUAAAAAACAAGAAAGUGUCUUUAUGGAAGAAGGUUCAUGUAAUAUACAGUUUCUUCUUCGUCAGAAAGAUCGUAGCCCAUAUAGUCACAUUCGUGUUUUACUGUGUUGUAUUACCUGCAACCGUAUUAGUACCUGAAGUUGAGGUUCCGAAGUGGGGAGCAGUAUACAUACCUUCCAUCAUUACCUUACUCAAUGCAGUUGGGACUCCGAGGUCACUCCAUUUGCUGGUAUUCUGGAUCCUUUAUGAGAAUGUCACGUCCCUACAUCGGACUAAAGCUACCUUCAUUGGCUUGUUGGAGGCUGGGAGAGUGAAUGAAUGGGUUGUCACUGUGAAACUUGGGGAUGCUCACAAGUUAAAAUCAGCCGCUAAAGCUUUUAAGAAACCUCGACUAAGGAUCGGAGAGAGGCUCCAUUUGUUAGAGCUUGGUGCGGGCUCUUACCUCUUCUUUUGUGGGUGCUACGACAUGGCAUUCGGGAAAAACUACUAUUUCAUCUACCUCUUUGCUCAAGCAAUAGCCUUUUUCAUUGCCGGGUUUGGUUAUAUUGGGACAUUCAUUCCCCGGUCUUAG